AUGCCUUCGACUUACACUCGUCUUUUCGCGGCGCUUUGCGCUCUUGCGGCCACUGCCAACGCCGUCACCACCAUCGAGGUGAAGGGAAAGGACUUUGUCAACAGCAAGUCCGGUGAUCGUUUCCAGAUCAUCGGUGUCGAUUAUCAACCCGGUGGUUCUUCCGGUUUCAAGAAGGACAAGGACCCUCUCAGCGACAAGGAUGCUUGUCUGCGUGAUGCGGCUCUCAUGCAGCGCCUGGGUAUUAACACCAUCCGUGUUUACAACCUGGCCCCCAGCCUGAACCAUGACGACUGUGCUUCCAUCUUCAACGCCGCCGGUAUCUACAUGAUUCUGGACGUCAACUCCCCUCUGUACGGCAGCUACAUUGACCGCACUGCUCCCAAGUCCAGCUACAACGCCGUCUACUACGAGCAGGUCUUCGGCGUCAUCGAAGCCUUCAAGAACUACCCCAACACCCUCGGCUUCUUCGCAGGCAACGAGGUCAUCAACGAGCAGAGUGUCAAGGAGGUUGCCGCGUACAUCCGUGCCGUCCAGCGUGAUAUGAAGGACUACAUCAAGAAGAACGUCGAUCGCAGCAUCCCCGUGGGUUACUCCGCCGCCGAUAUCCGCCCCUGGUUGAUGGAUACCCUCAACUACUUCAUGUGCGAGGACUCGGACGAGCCGAGCUCGCAUUCUGACUUCUUCGGUCUCAACUCCUACUCGUGGUGCGGUGACUCGUCCUACAAGAAGGCCGGCUACGACAUCCUGACUGAGGACUUCAAGAACGCCUCUCUGCCUGUUUUCUUCUCGGAAUACGGAUGCAACGAAGUGACACCUCGUAUCUUCACCGAGGUGCAGGCCAUCUACGGCGAGGAGAUGACCCAGGCCUUCUCCGGUGGUCUGGUCUACGAGUACACCCAGGAGGAGAACAACUACGGCCUGGUCAAGCUUAACGACAGCGACACUGCCACCUUGCUCGUCGACUACGAGAACCUGCAGAAGCAGUACGCCAAGCUCGACAUGAAGCGCAUCCAGGCCUCCAACUCGACCCAGACCUCCUUCAAGGCCCCCAAGUGCAGCUCCGACCUGAUCAAGAACGGGACCUUCCUCAGCAAGUUUGACCUGCCUUCUCGCCCCUCCAAGGUCCAGGACAUGAUCGACAAGGGUUUGUCCAAGGCCAACACCGGUAAGCUGGUUGAUGUCAAGACGACCUCUAUCCCUCAGAAGAUCUACGAUCACACCGGCAAGGAGGUCACUGGCAUCCAGCUGAAGGCUCUGUCCAGUGGCGAGUCCAACACCCCUGGCGAAGGCACCUCCAGCUCCAGCUCCAGCUCCAGCUCCAGCAGCGGCAGCGCUGACGCCAAGGACAAUGCGGCCGGCAAGAUGACCGCUUCUUUCAUGGGUCUGGUGGUCGGAGCCGUUGUUGCUGCCGUCUCAGUGCUGUAA
This is a messenger RNA of Aspergillus alliaceus, 1425 nucleotides long. RefSeq names its product 1,3-beta-glucanosyltransferase gel2 (gene gel2). Gene Ontology annotation, cellular component: fungal-type cell wall; cytoplasm. Bases 1 to 1425 code for a protein of 474 amino acids. Gene Ontology annotation, biological process: fungal-type cell wall (1->3)-beta-D-glucan biosynthetic process. The transcript is spliced from 3 exons. The record is from RefSeq and is a predicted model, not a curated record. Gene Ontology annotation, molecular function: 1,3-beta-glucanosyltransferase activity. Lineage: Eukaryota; Fungi; Ascomycota; Eurotiomycetes; Eurotiales; Aspergillaceae.